Molecule: messenger RNA, 612 nt
Organism: Monoraphidium neglectum
Lineage: Eukaryota; Viridiplantae; Chlorophyta; Chlorophyceae; Sphaeropleales; Selenastraceae
Exons: 2
Coding region: 1-612 (203 amino acids)
Source: RefSeq, a predicted model, not a curated record
AUGGCCAAGCUCCUUUGGCUCUGCAUGGCUGCGGCCCUCGCUGUCUCGUCCUCUGCUCAAUCAACGGGCGUGGGCGUGGGCGCGCAGCCCAACGGCGCCGCGACCGCCGAAGUGGGGGCACCUGGCACCAGCGUCGCUGCAAAAUCGGGUGCUGGUGGCGCCACCGUCAAUGUGCCCGCACCCCUCACCACUGUGACCUCCACUACUGUGGCCACCCCCGCCGGCAAGGUGUCUAGGACUGCAGUGACAUCCCCCGGCACUGCCGUGCUUGCCACCAAGGCCAGUGGCAACGCCGCAGUGAAGACGUCCGCUCCCGCCACUAGAGUGACCGUCCCUGUACCCAAGCCCGCCGGCACCGCCGGCAAAGUGGACGCCCCUGCGAACGCCGCCACCUCCACUACCACCGGCAACACCCCGUCCGGCAAGGCCUCAGACACCGUGGUCGCCGCGCCCGGCACCCCGGUCGUCGCCACCACCAAGCCGAGCGGCUUUGCCGACGUCGCUGCUGUCACCGCCCCUGCAACCAGGCCCCCGGCUGGCCCCGUGGUGAAUGUUCCUUUCUACAGUGCGACUGCGGUGUUGCCCACUGAGCGUAAAAUGGGCAAAAAUUGA